AUGUAUUACAACCAGGUGAUUAAAACCCCUCUGAUUUUUGUCGACCCUAAUCGUAGUCCAGCUGGCCCAGCUGCUACCCCCGCCCAAGCCCAGGCUACAAGCACCCCGAGGAAGGCCCAGGCCUCAGAGAGCACACCCAGGAGCUCCUCUGAGAGUGAGGAUGAGGACGUGAUCCCCGCUACGCAGUGCUCGACUCCUGCCAUUAGGACCAGCGUGGCGACUGUGCCCACGGCCCACCCCAGGGCAGCCCUCAGAGCCAGCAUGGUGGGGGCCGGCAGCAGUGAGGACACCAGUCGGGUGUCUGAAGGCAAGAAACAGGAGACGCCAGCCACUCAGGUGACAAAGAGGAACCCAGCUCACCUCCCGCUGACCCAGGCUGCCCUGAAGGUCCUUGCCCAGAAAGCCAGUGAGGCCCAGCCUCCUGCUGCCAGGACCCUGUCUUCAAGUGGGACCGACAGUGCUCUGGGAACACUGCCCAUGACGAGUCCCCAGAGCACCCCCGCACAGGCCAGAGGGGCCAACAAGCUCAGAAAGCCUGAGGUUCCUGCAACCCAGCGGGCCAUAGCCACUCCCUCGGGAUGCCCCAAGGCCAAGGCCUCUGGGACCUCAGAUGACAGCAAGGACAGCAGUGGCAGCUCUUCAGGGAGUGAAGAAGAUGCUGAGGGGCCCCAGGUGGCCCCACUGACCCACAGGCCAGGCCCAGCCCCCUCCAGGAGGGAGACUUUGGUGGAAGAGACCACAGCAGACUCCAGCGAUGAUGAGAUGGUGGAACCUUCCCAGUCUCUCCUCUCAGGUUAUGUGACCCCUGGGCUGACUCCGGCCAGUUCCCAGGCUUCAAAGGCCACUCCCAAGCCAGACCCCAACCCCUCGGUUUCCUCUACUCCGGCCACCAGAGAUGCCCCGGACGGCAAGCAGAAAGUGGAGCCCCAACAAGCAGCAGGCACCAUGUCCCCUAAAACAGGCAGAAGAGAGGCUAGCGCCACACCUCAGAAGCCCCAGAAGACCGGGAAGGGGCCCAGGAGCCCCCAGGCCUCCGUGCUGGCGCUGCAGAGCGACAUCGCCCGGCGCCUGCUGAGCGAGCCCUGGCCCCUGAGUGAGGCGCAGGUGCAGGCCUCGGUGGUGAAGGUGUUGGCGGAGCUGCUGGAGCAGGAGAAGAAGAAGGCCGUGGAUGCCACCAAGGAGGGCAGCCGGAAGGGCCGCCUGGGCAACAAGCGGAAGCUCUCCGAAGACCAGACGGCCGCCGGUGCCCCCAGGAGCAAGAAGAAGAAGCGGCUGGCAGCCGGGGAUGGCGGGGAGCGUGCAGUCUCCCCAGAAAAGGCCCCCAGGACUUCCAAGGGGAAAUCCAAGAGGGACAAAGCGAGUGGUGACAUCAAGGAGAAGAAGGAGAAGGAGUCUCCCGGCUCCCAAGGGGCCAAGGAGAAGCCAGAAGGGGAGCCGGGGAAGGUGAAGGGUGAGGGGGGAGACCAAGGCAACCCAAAGAGCAAGAAGGAGAAGAAGAAAUCCGACAAGAAAAAAAAAGACAAGGAAAAAAAAGAAAAGAAGAAGAAAGCAAAAAAGGCCUCAACCAAAGAUCCUGACUCACCAUUGCAGAAGAAAAAGAAGAAAAAGAAGAAGACGGCAGAGCAAACUGUCUGAGGGACACCAGGCGGCAGAAGAUGAUGGCCAGCUGCGGUAUCCAUGCUGGCCAAGCCAGUGAGCCCUGCAGAGAGGCUGGUCCCGGGAGGAGGAACCACGCCCAGCUCCCGUGACCUCCACUCACUGACCCUGGCCUGACUUCUGUGCCGACAAAGGAUGCCUCGUAUGGACGUGUACAAUAUAUAUAUAUAUAUUUUUUAAGUGACCUGCCCCUCCCUUCUCAGACCCCACAUGCCCAGAGGUCUCAGGACUUUCCACCUCUGCCCUGCAGACCCAGUGAGGCUCAGCCUGCGACUCCUUCCAUGCCCCUGGUCUCCAGCUAUGCUGAGGCUUUGUCCUCUUUUUGUCAGUUUUCUCCCAUUUUGUUUGUGUGUUUUUUGUAAUAACUCAGAAAAUAAAAGACUUGAAGGAAAGGCGCAAGUUCCCAUUGCAUCUGGGGCAAACGUUUUGCAAUUGAUUGAUUCUUGGAAGGGAGAGUUUGGCUGACACUUGGAGAUGAACAAACCAUCGCUCAGGAUUUAUUCUUGACCGUGUAUCAAGGCUCUGGGAUACUGUGGUGAGUGACACGCUGUUUGCCAGAGAAGGAGACUCGGCAAAAGGCCCUGGUGUUGAAUUGGGGUGGGGAAGGCUUCCUGGAGGAGGUGGCAUCUAAGCUAAGGGGGAGCUCAGGCAUAGUCAUGGCUGGUUGCUGGGGUAGGUAGGUCAGGCAGAUACCCAGAAGCAAGAAAUGGAAGGGGGUCUUCCAAGUCACCUUUUGAAGUUAGGACAAGCUGCGGGCAGGCUCUCUUGAGGUACUUGGUGGAGAGUAGCUGGCAGGGACAGUAGGAGCAGGAAGCCCAGUUAGGACUGAGUUGUCCACGUGUCUAGGUAACAGAGGUUCUGUGAUGAUGAAGGCAAAAAGUGGAGGAACUUGAAAGAUGUGUCAGGGUGACGUCCGCAGGACUUUGUGAUGGCCAGUGAUGCAGAGGUCCACUUCCCUGAGCCCAGAGUAGUGUGGAACACCCAAGGUCAUGGAGUCCACUCCAAGGCUUUUAGCCUUCUGCUAGAGGCAGCAAGAGGCCGUGCAGAAACAGAGCACUGGGCUGGGGAGGUCUGGGAGAGCCAGGGUGGCAUCCAGAUUUACCCUAACUUGGGCCUCCUGGGCCAGGCCCUCCCCCAGGGAGCCUCUCUCCCCCUAAGUGUGUUGAUCUAGAACAGGCCGCAGAGCAGUGUCCUCUUGGGCUUCUUUGGCCCACAGCAAGUCUUCAGACUUAGAAAUGGAGAUUUCAGUGAACUUCUUCAUUUGGGGCUCCUCUUGAAAAGUCCAGAAAUCUGACCACAGGGGCCUCUGCUCCCCCUGGCCACGAGCGGCUGGGGCACCGCAGCGGCCGGCCCUUAACUAGGACAUAGGCCCCCACUUCCACAGCCGCCACUCCCUGGUGAUCCCGACACGAGGGCCCAUGUUGUUGCCAUCUGUCAUCACACUUGUACUGUUCUCAGUAUAGAAAAGAAAAUGGGGACGUGAGAAGCCGGACCCAGAGGAGCUUGUGCUUAAAGAACUGUGGGCAAGAGCCUAUUUCUUCUUGGAAGUAGAGAAUAUAUCCCGUGUGUGGAACAUGGAGACCAAGCGUGUCUGCGUCCAAAGACUGCAGCCCCGCUGCCCACGGCCCGGCCCCGCCCCACAGGCAU
Messenger RNA from Physeter macrocephalus (sperm whale), 3303 nucleotides. RefSeq names its product treacle protein-like. Gene Ontology annotation, cellular component: nucleolus. Bases 1 to 1635 code for a protein of 544 amino acids. The record is from RefSeq and is a predicted model, not a curated record. Gene Ontology annotation, biological process: nucleolar large rRNA transcription by RNA polymerase I. The transcript has 11 exons. Lineage: Eukaryota; Metazoa; Chordata; Mammalia; Artiodactyla; Physeteridae. Gene Ontology annotation, molecular function: RNA binding; scaffold protein binding.